CCCACUCCAACACUACCCCUCACCCCCUCUCUCCUUCCCUGUCACAGAAGAAAUCCUAACCCUAAAAAAGGAAAAGAAAGAAAAAAUGUUGGAGCUAAGGCUGGUACAAGGGUCUCUUCUGAAGAAAGUUUUAGAGGCAAUCAAGGACCUGGUCAACGAUGCAAACUUUGACUGCUCGUCCUCUGGGUUCUCUCUCCAGGCCAUGGAUUCCAGCCACGUUGCCCUGGUGGCUCUACUCCUCAGAUCGGAGGGUUUCGAACACUACCGCUGUGACCGUAACAUGUCAAUGGGCAUGAAUCUUGGUAACAUGUCUAAGAUGCUGAAGUGUGCUGGAAACGAUGACAUCAUCACCAUUAAAGGCGAUGAUGGUAGCGAUACAGUAACUUUCAUGUUUGAAAGUCCCACACAAGACAAAAUUGCUGAUUUUGAGAUGAAACUGAUGGACAUCGAUAGUGAGCACCUAGGAAUCCCGGAGGCGGAAUACCAUGCUAUUGUUACGAUGCCUUCAGCCGAGUUUUCAAGGAUUUGUAAAGAUCUUUCUAGCAUUGGUGAUACAGUUGUGAUCUCCGUGACAAAGGAGGGUGUUAAGUUUUCUACAAGAGGUGAUAUUGGAACUGCAAAUAUUGUCCUCAGGCAAAACACCACAGUUGAUAAGCCGGAAGAUGCCACUGUCAUUGAGAUGAACGAGCCAGUGUCAUUGACAUUUGCACUGAGGUACAUGAACUCCUUCACGAAGGCAACCCCAUUGUCAAACACAGUUAAAAUCAGCUUGUCUUCAGAGCUACCUGUUGUGGUUGAGUACAAAAUCGCUGAAAUGGGUUACGUCAGAUACUACUUGGCUCCAAAGAUAGAAGAGGACGAGGAUGAGAAUGAGACUAAACCUCAAGUUUAAUGUUAUUUAUUUCCUUGUUCACUGAAAUCACCUUGUAGGUCUGGAAAUCGUUUUCAGGAUGUUUAUCAUUUUCACCAAUGGCUUUCAUGCAGGGAGCCAGUCCCUUCCUAGUAAUUAGAUGUCUCUAAAGUUUCUUUCAGCGCGAUUACUGAGAUUUUUAGAUGGUUGUGUGAUAAACAGUCAUUUACAUUUUCCAACGUAGGAUUCUCACUGGUUUGUUCGUA
Messenger RNA from Populus trichocarpa (black cottonwood), 1116 nucleotides. Its product is annotated as proliferating cell nuclear antigen. Gene Ontology annotation, biological process: leading strand elongation; translesion synthesis; regulation of DNA replication. Gene Ontology annotation, cellular component: PCNA complex. The transcript has 4 exons. Gene Ontology annotation, molecular function: DNA binding; DNA polymerase processivity factor activity. The coding region runs from base 86 to 892 and encodes 268 amino acids. NCBI's taxonomy places the organism in Eukaryota, Viridiplantae, Streptophyta, Magnoliopsida, Malpighiales, Salicaceae. The record is from RefSeq and is a predicted model, not a curated record.